Emericellopsis cladophorae is the source of this 3468-nucleotide messenger RNA. RefSeq names its product Anaphase spindle elongation protein-like protein. Gene Ontology annotation, molecular function: microtubule binding. The transcript is spliced from 5 exons. The coding region runs from base 1 to 3468 and encodes 1155 amino acids. Lineage: Eukaryota; Fungi; Ascomycota; Sordariomycetes; Hypocreales; Bionectriaceae. The record is from RefSeq and is a predicted model, not a curated record. Gene Ontology annotation, cellular component: cytoplasm; spindle; mitotic spindle midzone. Gene Ontology annotation, biological process: microtubule cytoskeleton organization; mitotic spindle midzone assembly.
AUGGUUCCUAGGAAACCUGCGGAUAACAUGGGCAUCAUGGCCUACUACAUACGCAUCGUCACGCUCUGGAAACGCGCCAGCACCUAUGCCUCCAAGCCCGAUACCGGUCCCGCGCCGUGGAUGCCCAGCAGCGAGUUUGCCGCUUUGGACGCGCACAUGUCGCGAUGGAGGCGAGAGCUGCCCGAAUUUGUGGAAUACUCCCCGGACACCAUCUACGCAAGGCUGGACUCGAACCAACUGGGUGCGCUGAUGCUGAUCCACUGCACCUAUCAUCACGCUUAUCUAGAGCUGUACAAGGUCGCCUUGCCUGAGCUGUACAGCCUGCCAAACUCACCCAGUUUCCCGCCAGAGCAGAGUGAGGCCCGGCAAGCAUUGCAGGCCGAAGGCUACUUUCAUGCGCGACAGAUUUCACGUCUACUUGUUGAGGCAGCGGAGCACGGUCCAAGGCUUCUCAGCGACGCCGCGCUGCCAUGGUUCGCCCUCGAGAGCAGCCGGGUGAUGUUGUACUAUGUUGCGCGGAUCUUGCCGGUUGGCAGGGCCGAUGUCAGCGAGAGGGUCAAGGAGGCCGUCGAAUCAACCGAAGCCAACGUGGAAUUGCUUAAGAUGAUGGGGGCGCUAUUUCCUGUAUCGACUUUAUAUGCCAGCACAGUGAGCAGGUGGCUGUCUAAGAUGCGCCAAGGCGUCCGAGAUCUAUCACCACGCACGGCGGAAGAACAUGUUGGCUUACCAGAUACCGAGAUUUCCUCUUUUACCACACCUCAGAAAGCGCUGUCAGGGUUUACCCUACCGCCCGUUACCUUCCACUAUGAUCACGCCAAUGGCCCCCAGAUGUGUUCGUCGAUUCACCCCAUGUCGACUACGACGACUGCUAUACCAAGCAAUGCUACCAGCAGUCCGCCACAUUGGGAUACUGCGCAGCAUCUUGUGGAUUUGAGCAGAGGCCACACGCCGCCCAAGGGUUGUGGCCUGUGCGAGAGCUUGGAUCUGGACGAUUUGCGGAACUUUUCGAGGGAGGAUAUGCUAGUGUUGCGUUACGGCAGUGUUGCGAGCAAUGAGUUAGAAAGCGAUACCGAGACAUCGCGCCCCGCGACACGCGACAUUCCAGAAGCGCACACCUCCCAUCUCACUGGGAGAACGCACCACGCACGCAUCGUCACCAGCUUCAUCGCGCGCGCCACCAUGGACACGAGCUACCUGGCGCAGCAGGUUAACUCGAGCGUAGCCCAGCUGCAUGGCCUAUUCGACGAGAUUGGCGUGCCCAGCCACGAGCGCGAAGCACGCGAAGCCGAGCUUUUCGAAUCGCUCUCAGAGGCCCUAGAAGGCCAAGUCCGCCAUGUCAAUGCCGAGAAGAAGGAGAUGGUCGAAGAAGCCAAGAAGAUCAUCAUAGCCAUCCAUCAGAUGGAGACAUCGCUCGACGACUCGAAACGAAGUCGCGACGAUGACAGCAUGCAAAUCACCUAUCCUCUCAACCGGUGCCUAGCGCACCUCAAGGAGAAGCACCAGCAGAUCCAGCGCCUACACAGAGAGCGCUUCGAGCAGGUCAAGAAACUUGUCGAGGCUCUCGAGUCCUACUCGUCGCACUUGGAACCUACCUUUGUCCAGAUCGCUCUCCCACCCACCAGUCCCAAUGCCUCGAUUCCGCCGACGUUUGAUCUCUCGCCUAGCUAUGUAGACCGCCUUGAUGUCGAGUUCACCCGCGUCUACGAAGAAUACACACAGCGGAUCGCCACUGUACAGAGUCUAGCCAACAGUAUCAUUUCACUCUGGGCAGAGCUUGGCAUCCCUCAGGCUCAGCAGGACGGUGCCAUAGUAAAGUACUACCGCGAAUCGCCAGAGCAGCUCGGUCUGCACGAGGAGGAUCUCGCUCGACUCCUCGCUAAGCGCGACAAGUUGUCGGAAGAGAAGAAGAACCGCGAGAAGAAGCUGCAGAGUCUCAAGGCCGCCGUGGAGACCCUCUGGAUCAAGCUCGACGUCGACGCUGGCGAGACCAAGGCUUUCCUCAACGCGAACCGCGGCUGCGGCGUUCGACAGAUCAAUGAAUUCGAGGAUGAGCUCGUCAGGCUCAAUGAGCUCAAGCGACAAAACCUGCACCUGUUCGUGGAGGAUUCUCGGGUCAAGCUUCAGGAACUCUGGGACUCGCUGUAUUUUUCCGAGGACGAGAUGCUCGAGUUCACACCUGCCUUUUCAGACGUCUACAGCGAUGCCCUGCUCGAGGCUCACGAGAGGGAGAUUGCGCGGCUGGAGGCGCUCAAGGAGCAGCGCGCACCCACUCUGUCGCUGAUUGACCGCCACAAGUCUCUCAUCAAAGAGCGCGACGACCUUGCCACAUCGAGCCAGGAUGCCUCGCGGCUCAUGGCACGAGGACAGAAGGGCGAAAAACGUGACCCUGGCAAACUUCUUCGCGAGGAGAAGAUGCGCAAGCGCAUUGCCAAGGAAUUGCCCAAGAUCACGGCUGAAUUGCGUAAGAUUCUCGAGAAAUGGGAGGACGAGUACGACCGACCGUUCUUGGUCUUUGGAGAGCGCUACCUGGAUGAGAUUGAGGCGGGCGAGGCGAAGAGGACCGCCGCACCUGGACCUCGCUCCAAGACACCUGCCGGGCCACCGGCGUCCGCAGUCAAAGCGGCGCCCAAAUCUGUGCAAAGCUGCACCGUCACGAGACAGAUCCCGCCGAGGUCGAUGACUAAGACACCCACCUCCACAUACAGAAAGACGCCCGCGAAGCCUGCGGCGGCACAGCCCAGCGGCAAGGCCAGCCCUAGCAGGAUUCCUGCCCGCGCGCCGCUAUCGAAUCUCAAGCACGGCAACAACUCGCCCGAGAGGGCACGUCCAGAGUCAAGGAGUGAUCUGCAUAGGAACGGGGCACCCAUGAGGGCACCGCCACCAAAGAUGCGCGACCUGCGCUCUGUGCCCGAGCUGGAGACGCCCAGGAAUCCGUACAAGGGUGCCGGCAUCGCGGGAAGCAUUGUGCGCCACACAGAGCCGGAGGAUGUCUACGACGACAGACCCAAGGUCUUGCGUGGGUUGUCCGGCACCAGUUCACAUUCGAAUGGGUCGUCAUCUUAUCACAACCAGCCCUCGUACUACGAGGACUCCUACGACUCGAGAUACAACGACCCCUAUGCCACCGUCCGCGCACCUGCCUCGCGGGCACCAGCCAUUUACAGCACCUCGUCGGGGUCGUCGAGGCAAAUAUCUCAGUCAUCCACGCAGAUUUCUGGCUCAGAAAACUGGGAGACCUUUGACGACAACUCGGAACCCGAACCCGACGCCUCGGACGCAUACUACGCCAAGCUGCGGGCGGCGCGGAACAAGCGCCUGCACGAGGGUGCCCACGAAGCGUUCCGCCCGGAUAGCAGCCAGGGCAGCAAACGCAUGCGAGGGCCGACGACAGUGAGUGCUGUGAUGGUGGACGCCGACGGAAACAGAAUCGUCUCGGGGAGCGAGUGGACGGACGAGGAUGCGUACUAA